Ilyonectria robusta is the source of this 841-nucleotide messenger RNA. RefSeq lists its product as uncharacterized. Lineage: Eukaryota; Fungi; Ascomycota; Sordariomycetes; Hypocreales; Nectriaceae. The transcript has a single exon. The record is from RefSeq and is a predicted model, not a curated record. Bases 214 to 750 code for a protein of 178 amino acids.
GACAAUGAUAGCCCUGGAGAUGGCAAGGCUUCCUUCAUUCCCCUUCGUUGCUCGCUUCCAAAGCUAAUACUUUUCAUAGAUCCUACCAACGGCGUCGGGGCUGAAACGGCCCAGAUUGCAUUCACCCCACAGACUGCUAUUCCAGCUACUGCUACUCCAGCUUCUGCUCAGGCCCCUCGCCGAACUCCGCGCCAGGUUCCUCAGGAAGCUCAGAUGCAUGCUCCUACCCAGGCUGUCCAGCAGCAGCCUCACCGUGCUGUUCUACCUCCCCAGCAAACUCGCAUUCCUCAGCUUCCUCGUGCUUACCAGCCUGUCGCAGGUCCUCAGCAUGUUCAGCAAGCUCAGAUGCCUACUCGCACUCCUCAACCUCCUACUAACACUAUCCAAUUCCAACCUAUUGUCACUCCCGAGACAAUCCGGCGAUCUCAGCAGUAUGAGCUCGCUCCUCUGGUUGUCCCCAAGAGUCGGGCUCGAAGUGUUCAGCCACAGCCACCUCAGAAACCUCCUCAAGUUGAGCAAGCUGACACCUUCAUCCAGGCCAGUGGAUCUGACUCCUCUUUCGCGAACAACACUCAGGUGAACGGUGAUGACCAGGAGCAGGAAGACCUGGCUCUCAGUGAUUCUGCUACUACACUUACUGAACUGACCAACAACACUUCGGAUGGCACGUCGUCUGAACUCACCGAGGCCGAUGCUGACCAGAAGAACAACACCUCACCCAGCAAAUCCCCUGCGACCAUCGACGGCUAGAUGCCUGAGACUGUCAACCAGGUCUGGGAGGAAGGUCUCCGCCGAGCCUUUCUCAAAGGUUUCAGCAUGGCCCAAGGCGCGCUCCUCACUU